AUGAGUUCAACACAAAAUUAUCCACUCACAAAUAAUGAGCGAGGUGGCUCUCGUAGUAGAUCACCACGAACCAGAUCCUCAAGACGUCGUUCUCCUUCAAAAAUGAUUAAUUUAUAUUUUAGAACCCGAAGUCCUGUUAGAAGUCGUGAACGAAGUCGCAAUAGGAGACACAGCCACAGAGAUGAACCUGACCCUAGUUGUGUAUUGGGAGUUUUUAAUUUGAGUCUUAGAACUAUUGAAAGAGAUUUACAAAAUAUCUUUGAACGAUAUGGAAAAAGCGACAGAUCUCGUGGAUUUGGAUUUGUUUACAUGGAUUCAAUCGAAGAAGCAACUGUCGCUAAAGAAAAAACCAAUGGAAUGGAAGUAAAUGGCAGAAAUAUGCGCGUUGAUUAUUCUUUGACACAAAGACCACACACGCCUACUCCUGGAGAAUAUAUGGGUGAUAGACCUCAUUAUUACCGUAGUAGUGGGAAUUUUUAUCGUCGUACACCAUCUCAUUCUCCUCCUCGAAGAUUUAGUAGAAGAAGAAGUCCUUCAAGAUCUAGGAGCCGUAGUUGGUCAAGAGGUCGAAGAAGGUCUCGUAGUAACAGUUUUUCAAGACAUAGGAGAAGUUCACCAGGUCGUAGAAGGAGUUCUCGUAGCUAUUCACGUUAA
This is a messenger RNA of Entrophospora candida, 654 nucleotides long. Lineage: Eukaryota; Fungi; Glomeromycota; Glomeromycetes; Entrophosporales; Entrophosporaceae. The record is from the annotation of a GenBank genome assembly.